AUGAUUUCUCUCACGGCGACCGCCCACAAGUAUUGGUCAAAUGGUUACUUCGCCCUAAAACCGGUCGAACUCUCAGAUGACCAAAAAAACCUCCAGGUACGGUUCUAUUGGCUGUCAAAAAUUCCAUAUGUUCCGAUUGCCAACAUCACAACGUUUCCUUCGCUGUCGUUGGAGGAUUCAGAUCGCGGUCCAGGCACAGCCAGGUUGUUUGAUCAUGAGGACUGCAAGGUGAUUCGUUCCGGAGAUACUUUCACUCUCCACACCGACGACCCGGACUCACAACCACUUCCUGACUUCAAGCUGCUGGAGCUGCAGUGGUUCUUGCAACGUCUCACAACGCUGAGCGGGGCGGCUGAUGCUCCAGACGACGACGACGACGACGACGACGACAGUGAGUUCGGAGACGAAUAUGGCAACAUAUAUGAGUCAGACACAGACGUAGGGGGGACCGGUCGAAGGGAGGGGGGAUUUUAG
Molecule: messenger RNA, 474 nt
Organism: Cladophialophora bantiana CBS 173.52
Lineage: Eukaryota; Fungi; Ascomycota; Eurotiomycetes; Chaetothyriales; Herpotrichiellaceae
Exons: 1
Coding region: 1-474 (157 amino acids)
Source: RefSeq, a predicted model, not a curated record